AAUCUCCAAAGGUCGGUGGGAGGCGAAAAACCAUGGCUUGCCCAAGGACGCGGAGAUGAGGUCUUCAAUACUAUGCCCCCUUCCGGUUCCGGGAGAAAAUAAAAGGCCCGGGGAGUCCGGUACGGACGAGCCUCAAAGGAAGGCUAAGCGGACAAAAAGGGCCGCCCGCAAACCAAAAAGCCAAAUCGUCUUGUCCUCCGAGGAAGAGGAUGACAAAGAGGAUGACGAUGAGGAGCAGCCGGAGCUCGUCCGCCACCGAUCCAUUCGACCGGACCCUGAGCCGGUGGUCGAUCCAGUUGAGGCUCCUCCCGAGGACGCGAGGGUUGAGGAUGCUAGUGAACCCUCGGCCCCUGCGCGGGCAUCCCCGGGUACCGAUCACCCGGUUACGUCCCCCCCAUCUUCCUCGACUUGGGGGCAGCUGCCGGACGACAUCCCGAUGAUGGGAGGUAGCUUCGAGACCUUUUUUGAUGGGGUACCCUCCGCCAACACUUUCGGGCUCGAAAUCCCCCGGAAAGACCUUCAGGCCGAAUCAAGUGGGACUUCGGCCGUCAACAAGCUUGUUGAUAGGUUUCCAGCUCCGAGCCUGGACCCGGACUGUAACAGGAUAGUAACUUUUGCUAUCCCCAAAGACGUCCGGGCUCUGGGGCCCCCGGUCGGGGUUGCAAGCUAUCUUCAUCACCUGAUGACGGAGGAAGACCGGGCUGCGACCGAGGCUGUAGAUUGGACAUGCCUUUUCAACGAAGCCCAGCAGGCGCAGCUCAAGGCAUCGGUGCUAUAUCACUCGAUGUUCCUCCGAAUCAAGGACAAAAUGGAGGCGGAGCGAGAGGGGCGCCGGGUCCUUGAAGAGAAGCUGCUAGAAAGCCGGACCGGAUUGGACCUUUUGAAUAAAGAGCACGCGUCCUGUGCUAUCCGGCUGGAGGAAGCAAAGAAAGAGCUCGGUUGUAACAAUAUCCCCAGGAACUCGCACUCUCAGAGUACUCACUCUGCCUAUCUCACACUUUCGCUUAUCACACUCAAUCACUCAGACUGUACGGUACUUGCACUCACUGCUGGUAUGUCAGACUCCGGAAGGGCAGAUCCUGCCCGGGCACUAAUAUAA
Nicotiana attenuata is the source of this 1099-nucleotide messenger RNA. RefSeq lists its product as uncharacterized. NCBI's taxonomy places the organism in Eukaryota, Viridiplantae, Streptophyta, Magnoliopsida, Solanales, Solanaceae. The record is from RefSeq and is a predicted model, not a curated record. The transcript is spliced from 4 exons. The coding region runs from base 56 to 1099 and encodes 347 amino acids.